UUGGCUGUUGUAACAGCAACUCUGUGAAGUUAGGUUUAGUUAAGGCACACCAUUUAAAAAAACGUAAUACUACUAGACUAAAGGAGUGCUUAGCGCUGACAACGCCGCUGUGUUUAGGGUUCCAGAAGUUGUUGCAACUUCAAUAAAGCGUUUAGAAUCUUCUACUUAGACCCACACUACUCAAAACACCACUUGCAGAGUUACGGAAAGGUCCUUUAUUUAGUUGUACGUUCUGUAAGCGCAGUUGGUUAAAAUGUUAAAGCUGCUGUCUGUGUUUCUAAUGUGUGUUGGCAGCAUGUGUCUGGGUGCCAGAGCGCAAGGUGUGAGCAAGGGAGGUUUGACAAGAGAAUACGGGGUGAAGCUGUGUGGCAGAGAGUUUAUCAGAGCCGUCAUAUUCACCUGCGGAGGUUCAAGAUGGAAAAGGCUUUCGGAGGACUCGGAUUCACCUUUAGGCAUCGAGAAGAAUCUGCCCCUGGGUUCUGCUUUCCACACCGCCCCUGAAGGUGAGGACAGUCUGAGCAGACUGCAGUCCAUCCUGGAAAGACCCCCCCUGCCCAUCACGCAGCUAUCCCUGAAGGACCUUGUCAGCCUGUACGGCGUCUACAGUGACUAUGAGUCAGUGCCUGAUGACCUCGGAGAGCUCCUGCAGCAGGUGUCAGAGCUCAGGCAGCAGCAGAAGUUACAGACUACUGAAAAAGUGGGCAACAGUCCUCACAUCCCCUGGCUGAAGUCCCCCAGGAGGAAGAGGAACUUUUCAGUGGGCUUGGCAGGAAUGUGCUGCAAUCAGGGUUGCACUAAGAAUGACAUUGGCAGGCUCUGCUGAUCAUACAGCAGAUCGCAGGAGCCCGCGCUAACCAGUCUCGAUGUCUAGCUGUAUUUAUUUAAUGUAUAUUGACUGUGUGUCAGUGAAGAGAGUUCCUGUUGUGUGCUGGGAACUAGAGAGAAUGUGUUGGGUGAGGGGUCACUUUUGAAUUUGAAAUCUUUUAAUUUUCAAUGACCCACUGUCCUUAUGGCUUUACUUGUUCUGUUUCCUAGAGGACAAUAAAAUUAGUUUUCCUACAAUA
Messenger RNA from Lepisosteus oculatus (spotted gar), 1064 nucleotides. It is a transcript of the gene rln1, whose product is annotated as relaxin 1. Gene Ontology annotation, molecular function: hormone activity; G protein-coupled receptor binding. NCBI's taxonomy places the organism in Eukaryota, Metazoa, Chordata, Actinopteri, Semionotiformes, Lepisosteidae. Gene Ontology annotation, cellular component: extracellular region. The record is from RefSeq and is a predicted model, not a curated record.